AUGGAUCCAUACUAUUCAUCACCAUCAUCUUGCUACUAUCAUCCAUCAUCUUGCGCUUCUUAUGAAUCAUCGCCAUCGUUUUUAUCAGAUCCUUAUACUGAUCCAUACUCAUCGUAUCCAUCAACAUCUACAUCUUAUUAUUAUUCAUCAUCAUAUACUGAUCAAACAACCUCAUCACCCAUUGUUUUCUACAAUAAUUCGGCAACAAAUAUUCAUAAUCAGCCGAAUUAUCCAGCUCCGAUAGCCAGUACUCCGACGAAUAUGUCAAUUGCUUGCUCCACAUCCUCAUUAAAUACCACAUUCGAGUCGGCUCCACCACCAGGUCGUCGCCGUCGUCAACGAACAAUUUUCUCAAAGGAUCAAGUUGAUAUUCUCGAUCAAGUCUUUGAAAAAAAUCAAUAUCCUGAUUUUCAACUGCGUGAACAACUCUCCGAAAGACUAGAUGUUCCUGAAGCUCGAAUUCAAGUGUGGUUCAAAAAUCGUCGUAGCCGUGCUGGAAGAACAAAAUCAAAAUACUAA
Adineta ricciae is the source of this 519-nucleotide messenger RNA. The record is from the annotation of a GenBank genome assembly. NCBI's taxonomy places the organism in Eukaryota, Metazoa, Rotifera, Eurotatoria, Adinetida, Adinetidae.